This is a messenger RNA of Adineta steineri, 900 nucleotides long. NCBI's taxonomy places the organism in Eukaryota, Metazoa, Rotifera, Eurotatoria, Adinetida, Adinetidae. The record is from the annotation of a GenBank genome assembly.
AUGAUUAACGUAAAUAAAAGAUUUUGUUCUAUUCUAUUAUUAUUUUUCAUAGUUAUUUCAUUUAUUCUAUUAAAUAAUUAUCAUCCAACAUUAUUAAAUAAUAUUCGUAUUUCUAAUUGUGAAUUAUCACGUAUUGAAAGUGAUAAUUUCUUUUGUGAAAUUGAUGAAGAUUGGUAUCGUCGUAAGGAAGUAUUUUAUCUUCAACAUAAUCGUAAUCAAUUUACUGGUGUACCAUAUAUGUUCUUUCAAGAUAAUUAUGAACCAACAUUUUCAUGUCGAUUUGAACAACGUCUUGGAAUCAAUGGUGAUGGAGGAAAAUGGAUAUGUGAUGUUUAUCGUUUAAAACAAAUUCCAUCAUGUUUAAUCUAUAGUUUUGGUUCAAAUGGUGAAUUUAGUUUUGAAAAUGAAACAAGCCGUUAUCUACCUAAUUGUGAUAUACAUACAUUUGAUAUGAAAGAAUUUAAUUGUACAGAUUUUUGUACAUUUCAUCAGACACGAAUUGGUGAUGGACUUGGUGGAACAAAAUCAUUACGAAUGAUUAUGUCGGAAUUAAAUCAUACUGGACGUUAUCUUGAUAUACUUAAGAUAGAUAUUGAAGGUAGUGAAUAUGAAUUUUUUGAGGAUUUAUUUAAUACAACUGAUUAUGUAAGUGAAAAUAUACGUCAAAUACUUGUUGAAAUACAUUUAUCAAAAUUAAUACGAAAUGUUAAUAAUGUUACAGUAUAUGAAUUUGAAAAACUUCAUGAUUUAUUUCAAUUGUUUCAUGACAAUCAUUAUGUUAUAUUUCAUAAAGAAGUUAAUUUAUAUAAUCCACAUUGGGCAUUUGAAUAUAGUUUUAUAAAAUUAAAUAAACAAUUUUUUCAAAUUAAUAAUCCUUCAAAUUCGACUGAACAUUUAUAA